Molecule: messenger RNA, 7377 nt
Organism: Hippoglossus stenolepis (Pacific halibut)
Lineage: Eukaryota; Metazoa; Chordata; Actinopteri; Pleuronectiformes; Pleuronectidae
Gene: neo1a
Product: neogenin 1a
Exons: 29
Coding region: 649-5184 (1511 amino acids)
Biological process (GO): cell-cell adhesion
Cellular component (GO): membrane
Molecular function (GO): protein binding
Source: RefSeq, a predicted model, not a curated record
GCCUGCGGAGAUCCAGCCCUUCAACACGCUUCUCCCUUACGUCCCGUCCGUGAGCAGUGAGCUGGCCGCGGCGGAGAUUUCUCCUUCUGCUCGGAUCUAAUCUUUUUUUUUUUCCUCAAACCUCCCCGGCUCAGCUCUCUCUUUCCCCCCAAAGUCGUCUCCUCUGCCUUUUUUUUUUUUACGCACGGGGGAAUCUGGCGCAUAUCUCGGGGAGUGGAGUCGGCGGCGCGUCGCUCUCAGCGGUGGUUUUUCUCGUCCUUGCGCUGCGCCUCCGUGGCCAUGGAUUGAUUUCAGUGUUUUCUCUCCGACCUCUCGCCUCGACACAAGUUGAGAAAACAGUGUGCGCGUCUCCGACCUGCGGCUUCCUCCCUCCGGCUCCAUGUUCCAUCCGGACACUUUGAAGAACUACCUGCCUCCGGAUGUUUCUGCGCAUUGUAGCACUUUGAACUUUUAUUUUUGAUACAUUUUUUGAUACAUUUUUUUUUUUUACGGUGUCGUCCCCCUUGUUGCGCAUUUUCCCAGCAGGAGGUGACCCCCGGGGGUGGGAUAUUUACGGAUUCAUUUCUUCUUUUUGUAAUUUUUUUUUGUAUUGAAAGUGAAGCUUCCUCCGGGUUCCUGAAGCCUGCAAAGAUUCAUUUGUGAAAAGUGAUGGCCGAGCGGGGAGCUCUGUGGCUCCUCUCUCUCCUCUGUCUCACCUUUCUCUGCACGGAGAGCGCCGCGGCGAAGCAUGUCGACAAAGGUUCAGCAGCGCAGCCCUUCUCCCCCUUCUGGUUCACAGUGGAGCCCCAGGACACGCUGGCCAUUCGGGGCAACUCGGCGAUGCUCAACUGCACGACCCACAGCGACGCGGCCACGCCCACACGCAUCGAAUGGAAGAAAGACGGCACCUUCAUGAGCCUGGUAUCGGACGAGAGGCGGCACAUCCUCCCUGACGGCGUCCUGUUCUUCAACCACGUGGUCCACUCCAAGCACAACAAACCCGAUGAGGGAACCUACCAGUGCGUCGCCACCAUCGACAGCCUGGGGUCCAUCUCCAGCCGCACGGCGCGCCUCGCUGUAGCAGGGAUGCCCAGGUUCGCCAGCCAGCCAGCGCCGUCCACUGUGCGUCUGGGGGACAGUCAGGUGAUGGCGUGCGAGGUCAACUCCGAUCUGGUGCCCUUCACUCGGUGGGAGAAAGACCGCCAGCCGCUGGAGCUCAGCACCCGGUUGCUCCUGCUGCCGAGCGGAGCCCUCGUGAUCAACAACGCCUCGGAGGCCGACGCUGGCCUCUACCGCUGUCUGGUGGAAAACGUGGGGUCGUCCAAGACCAGCGACGAGGCCCAGCUCCAGGUUCUACCAGAAACUGAAGACGAGCGGAAGCCGGAGUUCCUGGUGCAGCCUGCGGCUGUGAUCAAGGUGGUGGGCAACAGCGUGCUGCUGCCCUGCGUGGUCUCUGGUUUCCCUGCGCCCAACGUCCGCUGGAUGCUUGGAGACAAGCUGCUGCAAGAAAGCGAGGGUCGCCUGGAGCUCUUGGCGGGAGGCAGUCUCCAGAUCUUCAAUCUCACGGAGGAGGACGCCGGCGUCUACACCUGCAUGGCGGACAAUUCUAACGCCACCAUCGAAGCCCAGGCCCAACUCACAAUGCAAGUUCCUCCCCAGUUCAUCAAGCGGCCGGCCAACAUUUAUGCCCACGAGUCCAUGGACAUCGUGUUUGAGUGCGAGGUCUCGGGGUCGCCAGCUCCCACCGUCAAAUGGGUGAAGAACGGAGACGCUGUCAUCCCCAGUGACUACUUUAAAAUAGUUAAGGAGCACAACCUGCAGGUUCUGGGUCUGGUCAAGUCGGAUGAGGGUUUUUACCAGUGCCUCGCAGAAAACGAUGCCGGCAACAUCCAGUCCAGCGCCCAGCUCGUCAUCCUGGACCACGAUGUAUCCCUGCCCUCUUUUCCUCCCCCUUCACUGACUCCUAACACUACUGACCAUGUAACGCCAGGCUCCGGAGGCGUAGCCGGUCCAGCAGGGCCCACUCCCACCGCCCCUCGGGACGUCGUGGCCUCGCUGGUCUCCACCCGCUUCAUCAAGCUGACCUGGCGCCAGCCGGCAGAGCCGCACGGAGACGAGAUAACCUACUCGGUUUUCUACAGCCUGGAAGGCACUAGCAGGGAGCGAGUGGUGAACACCAGCCGUCCGGGGGAGAUGCAGGUCACCAUCCAGAGCCUCAUGCCAGACACCAAAUAUCGCUUCAGGGUCGUGGCGCACAACAGCAACGGCCCGGGGGAGAGCUCUGCAGCGCUCAAAGUGGCCACCCAGGCUGAAGUCCAAGUCCCCGGCCCUGCUCCCAACCUGCAGGCGGUGUCGAACACGCCGACCUCCGUCUCCCUGAGCUGGGACAAACCUCUCACCGGCAACGGCGAGCUCCUCACCUACAAGUUGUACUACAUCGACAAAACCUUCGGCACUGAACAGGACGUUGACAUCGAUGGUCAGUCCUACAACAUGAACGGACUGAAGAAGAACACGGAGUACAGCUUCCGCGUGGUCGCUAACAACAAGCACGGCCCAGGCGUCUCCACGGAGGACAUCAACGUUCGAACCCUGUCUGACGUUCCAAGCGCUCCUCCUCAAAACCUCACUCUGGAGGUGCAGAACUCAAAGAGCAUCAUGCUUCGCUGGCAGCCCCCGCCCCUCAGCGGCCAGAACGGGGAGAUCACAGGCUACAAGAUCCGAUACCGCAAAGGGUCGCGGAGGAGCGAGGCCGCCGAGAUCACCGGAGGCACCCAGCUCAGCAAGCUCAUUGAUGGUCUGGAGCGCGGGACGGAGUACUCGUUCCGGGUGUCGGCCGUGACGGUGAACGGCACGGGGCCGGCCACCGACUGGACGGCGACGGAGACGUUUGAGAGCGACCUGGAUGAAUCACGAGUCCCGGACCAGCCCAGUUCCCUCCACGUGCGGCCGCUGAUCAACAGUAUCGUGGUGAGCUGGACGCCGCCGGAGAACCAGGACAUCGUGGUUCGAGGUUACACCAUCGGCUACGGCAUCGGCAGUCCCCACGCUCAGACCAUCAAAGUGGAUUACAAGCAGCGCUACUACACCAUCGAGAACCUCGACGCCAGCUCCCACUAUGUGAUCACACUCAAGGCCUUCAACAAUGUGGGCGAGGGGAUUCCUGUGUACGAGAGCGCCAUCACCAGGCCACAGUCAGACCCCACUGACCCCGAUGUUGACCUGUAUGAACUCUUCCCUGCUCCAUACACCCCAGUACCAGACCCCUCCCCCAUGAUGCCGCCCGUGGGUGUUCAGUCCUCGGUGCUGAGCCACGACACCAUCAAGGUGACCUGGGCCGACAACUCGCUGCCCAAAAACCAAAAGAUCACAGACAACCGCUUCUACACGGUGCGAUGGAAGACCAACAUCCCUGCCAACACCAAAGUGAAGAUGGCCAACACCACCAGCCUGAACCACAUGGUGACGGGUCUGAAGCCCAACACGCUGUACGAGUUCUCCGUCAUGGUGACCAAGGGCCGCCGCACCAGCACGUGGAGCAUGACUGCGCAGGGCACGACCUUCGAGACCAUCCCCAGCUCGUCUCCCAAAGACGUGACCGUGGUGAGCAAAGAGAACAAACCUCGCACCAUCAUCGUCAACUGGCAGCCGCCCUCCGAGGCCAACGGGAAGAUCACCGGCUACAUCAUCUACUACAGCACGGAUGUGAAUGCUGAGGUCCACGACUGGGUUAUCGAGCCGGUGGUGGGAAACCGCCUGACGCACCAGAUCCAGGAGCUGACGCUGGACACCACCUACUACUUCAAGAUCCAGGCCCGCAACUCCAAGGGCAUGGGCCCCAUGUCCGAGGCCGUCAACUUCCGCACUCCAAAGACUGAGUCCUCUGACAAAAUGGCUAAUGACCAAGCCUCCAAUCUUCCACCGAAGCAGGGACCUUCAGGCAACCAGGACCCACAAGACCCUGGGACGUCAGUUGGUAAAUCAGGGGUUGGAAGCAACAGUGAGAAUCACAUCGUGGUCAUCAUCAUCAUCAUCUCGGUGGGAGCCUUCACCAUCAUAGUGGUGGUGGUCGGCGCCUUCCUGUGCACACGGCGCACCACGUCCCACCAGAAAAAAAAGCGAGCCGCCUCAAAGUCCGCAAACGGCUCCCACAAGUACAAGGGAAACGCCAAAGACCUGAAGCCGCCCGACCUCUGGAUUCACCACGAGAGGCUGGAGCUCAAACCCAUGGACAAGUCGCCAGACCCCAACCCAGUCAUGACCGAGACGCCCAUCCCCCGCACCUCGCAGGACAUCACACCGGCUGACAGCGGCCUGGAGAACAACCCCCACCUGCAGCAGAGGCGCAACUCCUACCGCGGCCACGAGUCAGAGGAGAGCAUGUCUGCACUAGCAGGUCGACGAGGGAUGAGGCCUAAAAUGAUGAUGCCUUUUGAUGCACAGCCGCCUCAGCCUGUGAUUAGUGCUCACCCCAUCCAUUCCCUCGAUAACCAUCACCACCAUUAUCACAUGGGCAGCCUGGCGUCGCCGACACGGAGCUACCUCUACCACCAGGGUAGCGGCCACUCACGUCCGCACGCCUGCGCCUCCCCCAUCUCCCAUCUAGACAGGGUGGACUCUGCAGAGUCGGUCAGGAACACCCCCAGUACGGAGCCCCUCCCUCCAGCCGCCGCCGCCUCCUCCCAGGCCUCCUGCCCCUCGGAGAUCAUGGCUGACCCCGAGGGCAGCUACCACGGCUCCUCCACCACCGAGGAGGAGCCCAGCUACUCCAGCAACCUGCCCCCGCACCGCUCGGCCCACCCGCACGCCCACGCCCACCCGCUCAAGAGCUUCGCUGUCCCAGCGAUCCCAGCUACCAGCUACCCGUCGUACGAGUCGCCCGCCCUGCCCAGCACGCCCCUGCUCGCUCAGUCCGGGCCGCCCACUCACCCCCACGUUGUGAAAACAGCCUCCAUUGGAACACUAGGAAGGACACGAACACCGAUGGUGGUCAUCGUGCCCAAUGCCCCCGACGUCCCAGAGACCAGCAAGAUGUUGGAAGAUGUAGACAGCGUGCUUGCCUCCCUCCCCCCCUGCCCCUCUCCCGCCCCUCGCAGUAACCCUGUUCCUCUCCCUCAGAACUACGAGCCCGACGAGCUGACCGAGGAGAUGGCCCACCUCGAGGGCCUGAUGAAGGACCUGAACGCCAUCACCACAGCGCCAUGAGCACGCACACACACGCAGAAACACACCUCUCUCCGUCAUCCAACACACACAUACACGCACACACACACACACAUACAGAAAGACACACACACACACACACUCCUAAGUCAAACAAAUCGCAAUCGAACACAAACCUUUUGAGCCAGAGGCUGGUGGACACAAAAUGGCUUCUUGUGCCCAAGAGAACUCUCACAUCCCCCUGCAGAGAAAAAGAAAACUCCAGACUGAAACUCAGAAACUGUUUUUGGCUCACAUUGCUCAGUCUCAGGAGAUUGCCAUGAGAGGGAGAAAAAAAAGUGAGACGCUUCAUCUUUUUAUGAAGAACCAUUCUCAGAGACAAUGAACACUAAAAACAUUGGUCGCUCUCAACCGGAAGAUUGUGAAUUUUUUCCUCAGCAAAGAUGCGUACGGUAGGUUUUUUCUGUGGCGAACGCUCGCUCCCGGCGAGACAACGGUUGAUUCAGUGUCAAGUGAAAUGGAGAAAGUCCAAAAAUAUGCUGGUUUCGAUGUCGGUGCUCAUGCGGCGCAGUCUACACACAGUGUUUGUUUGAUCCGUGUUUUCUUUGUGCAUUUUGUAUAACUAUUGGGCCGUUUCAGUGACGUGAACAUUGGAUAUCAGCCUCCUUUUACAAGCCGACAUUACUCAUAAACAUUUUCCUGUUUUUACCCCUUGUGUCAUAUAUUGUGCCAUGACUUUUUAUUAUUUUCUAUGUUAUUAUAUUAUUUUUUUUACACACAUAUCCUUAUAAACAUGUACAUAUGUUGUUUUUGUUUUUUUUAAACUGCCUCAUCCUUUUUUGAUGUUUCCCAUUGUUCCAUCAUCAUUAUUAUUAUUAUUAUUUGGAAUGAAAGUGGGAUUAUAAAUGAGUCCUGGAGCUCAGUUUUCAUAUCGUAAGGAGCGAGAAGCCGGAUGUGUUUCUACAGUGCGUUCUCCUCUGGCAUUGUGUUGCCCCCUUUGUACAUUAAAAUGUCUUUUUUGUUCCAGUCUUUUGUUUGUUGUGGGAGCUCCGUUUUAAAAGCCUUACCAACGUGUUUGUGUGUCGGACGGUCGGGACGACUCGGGCCUCCGCAGAUGUCGCUCCUCUGCGUCGUUCUGUGGGACUUGACAGUGUCUCCUCACAGGUCUGAGGUACCUAGGACUCAGGGCACUGACCCCCCCCACCCUCCACCCCUCCUAAAAACACAUAAAUGAAAAACAUCACAUGGCACCUGCUUAAUCAAUCAAUCACCUGCAUCAGACCAGUUAUCUUUUAUACGAAGCGUUCGAUCAGACGUGUGUGUGUCAUUUCCAAAAGCCAAUAUUUGGUUUCAGACAUCCGUGCUGCUGAACCCAGUGUGUUUGUUGGUUUUCUCCCCUGCUGUCCAUCAUCCGACGCCACAGCCUGGUUCUCUCACAAACCUUAUACGAUGCAAAGAUGUUGGCCUUUUGAAUGGGACUCCCAGAAUUUUCUUUUUUUUUACAUGGUAGUUUUUGUAUGAAGAAAAAAAAAAAAGAAGCUUGUUCUACACACAAAUCCAAUGUAAAAAGGAAAAAAAAUGUUCAUCUAAGAAAGUAGUUUUUCAUUACCCUCUUACCCAAAGAAAUUUGUCAUUUGCAAUCAUAGUAAUUUGCUCUACUUUUUGUGAAUACCAUGUUUCUCAUAAAUGUGCAUCAUCAUGAAUGUCAAUAUAACUGUAAGAGAUUUUAACUAUGGAUACAAACAAGGAACAAGUUUUUUUUGGUGGGAAAAAAAAAAAAGAUUGAAAACAAAGAGGGGAGGAAAAAGGACCGGACUCCAUUUGGGAAAUAAUCUAUUGAGUUGUAAACAGUUGAACCUGUAUUGCACUUUUUCACAAUUUUUGAAAAGUACAUUUCUUACAUAUCUUGUGUUUUAAAUAUCAGAAGCUGUUUGUGUAACGUAGUGUCCUAGGUAAGCAGCAGGCAGCUGGUCUUGUUUUUUAUGUUUAUUAUUUGUUUUGCUUCAGAGAUGAUAUGAAUUUGAGCAGCCGGGUUGUUUACUUUGUGGCUCAUGAGGAAUUCUGUUGUUGCUUGUUCAUGUACAGAGCUUUCUUUGCUUUCUGUAGAAAAAAAGAUCUGUGGCUUUUUAAAAAAUGUUGGAAAAAAAAAAAGGUUUGGAAAAAAAGAUGUUUUUUUAUUGGUGCUCCUAUACAUUGUGUAUACAAACUAUUAUGAAUACUAACAAAGUAAAUGAU